Penicillium malachiteum is the source of this 1767-nucleotide messenger RNA. Its product is annotated as flavin-containing monooxygenase. Gene Ontology annotation, molecular function: flavin adenine dinucleotide binding; monooxygenase activity. The coding region runs from base 1 to 1767 and encodes 588 amino acids. NCBI's taxonomy places the organism in Eukaryota, Fungi, Ascomycota, Eurotiomycetes, Eurotiales, Aspergillaceae. The transcript is spliced from 3 exons. The record is from RefSeq and is a predicted model, not a curated record.
AUGUCUGAAGAAUUCCCACCCUACGCGGCCCUUCCCGCCCUCACCUUGCACCCAUCUGUCAACCCAGAACAACUCGAUGCUGCCAAGGUUGUCGCCGAUUGGCUGUCCUCCUUCACAGAGAGCUUGAGCAAGGGCCAGGCAGAGGAAAUCAGCGACCAUUUUCUUGAAAAGGAGUCAUGGUGGAGAGACUUUAUCUCUUUCUCAUGGGAUAUCGCAUGUCACAAUGGAGCCAAGACCAUAUCCAAAUAUCUGAGCACCUCCAAAAGCGGGUUUAGGCAUCCCAAGGCCGACCAGCCCGGUGCAAUGAUGCCACAGCUCGCCAAUUUAGGACCAAUGCAAUUCAUCCAAUCCGGGUUUAGCUUCGAAACCGAUAUCGGCGUGGGAAGAGGAGUUCUGAGGCUAGCCAGUAUUGGGCCCGACCAAUGGAAGGCAUGGACUAUUUUCACCACACUUGAACAUCUAAAGGAGCAGGAAGCCGAGACUCAGUCCCACGCUUCCCUUGACUCUCUGCAAGUUUUGAUUGUGGGCGCAGGACAUUCGGGACUUUACCUUGCGGCUCAUUUGCAAGAACUUGGUCUCAAAUAUCUCAUCGUGGAUAAAGCUUCUCAAGUUGGAGAUGCAUGGCGAACCAGAUAUGACACAAUAAAACUACACACGCCGACUGAAACGGGCCACUAUCCAUUUUUGAAAUAUCCGAGUGAUUCGCCCCGCUAUCUCGACAAAGAAGAUAUUCUGAAAUGGAUGGAGCACUAUCAGCAGACCCUGGGUCUCAAAGUCAGAUAUGACACACUCGCAAAGAAUAUUGAGUAUAAUGAGUUCACACAACAGUGGUCAGUCGAGUUGCAGAGCAAUGGCAGUGUGGAAAAAAUCAAUCCUAAGCAUGUCGUGCUGGCUACGGGACCAUUUUCUGAUGUCCCAAUUCGCCCUGAGUUCCCUGGCGAGGAUUUAUUCAAGGGCCAGAUCUACCACACAUUGGCCCACAAGUCCGCAGCUUCUAUCACAGAUCUGCAAAACAAAGUGGUUACUAUCAUCGGUGCUGGAACCUCCGCGCAUGACGUUGCCCAGGACUUCGUUAACCAUGGAGUUGGCACUGUGACGAUGGUGCAACGUGCGUCUCUGUUUGUAACUUCUCUUGAUUCAAUGGAGAAGUUUCAGACAUCACUGUGGAACACUCCAGGAGUAAGCACCGAAGAUGCCGACCUUUUGGGAAACUCUUUUCCAACUGCUGUGAUUCGCACUCUGGGCAUGGGAAUGACCCAGAUGAUUACGGCAAAUGACAAAGAUAUGUUGGACGGACUAAAAAAGGCAGGAUUAGCCGUGAAAAGAGAUGGAGGAGAGAAUUUGCUCGACUUUCUGCUGAUCAAAGGAGGUCAUUUCUACUUUGACCAAGGAGCAUCCCAAAUGAUCAUUGACGGUCAGAUCAAGGUCCAGAGAUGUAAACAAGGGGUCCAAGAAUUUGAUGCGGAGGGAAUCAUUCUUGGCGAUGGUACCAAGAUCAAGUCCGAUAUUGUCAUUCUGGCAACGGGUGUCUAUGGUUGUGAGAAGAUGAUUGAGCAAAUCAUGGCAAAGGAAGUUAUGGAUAAAGUGGGAGAUGUGGCCACUCUCGACGAUAGCCAAGAGCGGAAAGGUGUGUGGAGGCCGACCGAUGUGCCAGGCUUCUGGUUCAUGACAGGCAACUUUGUAUGGUCGAGACAAUUUGCUCCUGUGUUGGCUUUGCAAAUCGCUGCUGUCGAGCGGGGGCUGCGUGGUUACGAGUCACCGAAGUAG